AUGCCCUCGUCCUCUGGUCGCCGCCGCCGCGGCCGUCGAGGCACCCGCCGCCGACAGCGCUGUUCGACAAGGACCUGGGCAGAGCUGCCGAUGGUCGCGAUCUCGGCCAUUCUCCACAAGCUCGACCACAUCGAGAUCCUGAUGGGGGCCGGCCAGGUGUGCCGCUCCUGGCGCCGCGCCGCGCGCGACGAACCCGAGCUGUGGCGCCGCAUCGACAUGCGCUUCCACGCCGACCUCUUCUACCAGCUCAACCUCCACGGGAUGGCGCAGGCCGCCGUACGCCGCAGCAAGGGGCAGUGCGAGGCCUUCUGGGGCGAGUACGCCGGCGACGACGACUUCCUCCUCUACCUCGGCGACCAGGCACCAUCUCUCAAAAGUCUUCGACUCAUUUCUUGCUAUGAUGUUUCUAACGAAGGUUUCACAGUUGCGAUAGAGAAGUUCCCUUUGCUUGAGGAGCUUGAGCUUUCAUUGUGUUCAAAUGUGGGUGAGGGUGGUGUGUUUGGGGUUGUUGGCAAAGCAUGCCCGCAGCUGAAGCGCUUCAGACAGAGCAAGCAUUCAUUCUUUGAUUUUGAAGCCAGUGGCUACAAUAAGGACGAUGAAGCCCUGGGGGUUGCAACUAUGCAUGAGCUACGCUCUCUGCAGCUCUUUGGCAACAACCUCACCAACGAAGGACUGACAGCCAUCCUGGACAACUGCCAGCACCUGGAGUCCCUUGACAUUCGUCAUUGCUUCAACGUCAACAUGGACGACACCCUGCGAGCAAAGUGUGCCAGGAUAAAUACGGCGAGGCUUCCACAUGACUCAACUGCUGGCUACGAGUUUCAGGUUCAGGAACCUACGUGGUCACGUUACCGCAGUGACUCCCAAGGUGAAGAUGACACUGAUGCUGAUGAUAUGGAGUAUGGUUUUGACUAUGAUCUGGACUCUGAGGACUACGAUGACUACUGUGAUCCUUCCCGCUACCUUAAUGGCGUCUACGAGGAUGACCUUGAUGAAGAAGACAGGAUGGUUCUCAGGGCUAUGCGUGCGCUCAUGAAAUGA
Messenger RNA from Triticum turgidum subsp. durum (durum wheat), 1041 nucleotides. Lineage: Eukaryota; Viridiplantae; Streptophyta; Magnoliopsida; Poales; Poaceae. The record is from the annotation of a GenBank genome assembly.